GAUUAGCUCCAGUGGCGACACGAGUGGUGAGAAGCUUGGAGUCCUGUCUUAGUUGUUACGUCAACGUCUUUUUUAUUUUCUGAGUUUAUCAGCGGAAGCUGGUUUGCAAUCUAAACCCAUAACCGGCGGUCAUUCCCCUGUGUUUUUCUGCACUGCUAUCGGCCAUUUCCGGCUACCGAAACCCGCCGCGGUUUCUGACCUGGCGACGGGCCUGGCCUCCCGGGCGCCGGUGGCGGCCCCAUCUCCGACAAAUCCACAAGUCAGCGUCACGGUGCGCCUUGUGAGCACGCGCGGCGUUACGGCGGGCGGGCGUCAAGUGCGGCAACGCUCUGCCAAUCGUGACCGCGGCGCGUCGUGUGUGUUAUCAGCGUGGGGGCUGAUAUAUCUGGGCCCAGCCCCCUCGCGGCGUGCCGGCGACGGCGGCGGCGGCCGGUGCGUCAAGGUCAUCCAGUGUAUGAGGACAGCACUCGUCCCGCGGCGGUCAGUGAGAACUCUGUGUGCUGCGGGCCGGUGUGGAUCGUCCGUCUCGGGUGUGAGCUGCAGCAGGGCCUCAGUCUCGCCGACGUGCUGUUGUGAGAGUGUGUCAGAGGGGGCCAGUGUCUGGGACGCAGCCAUGGCUCCGGCGCUGCCGUCGCUGGCGGAGAUGUGCAGCAUCAUCGUGCCGCUGCUGGUGCUGCUGGUGACGGUCUCGCUGCUGCUCUUCUACCGGACUCCGGCAGAGCGGCUGCUGCAGCUGAUCCCCGGCCCGCGGCCGCUGCCCAUCCUCGGCAACCUGCUGGACCUGCCGUUCGGGCAGUCGGACAUGAUGGAGGUUCUGCGCCGCAACUGCGACCCGGGCGGCCUGACCUACAUGCACUGCGGCUCGCUGCACUACGUGCUCCUCACCUCACCUCAGGCGCUGGAGGGCGUGCUCAGCAGCAAGAAUGAGCUGGACAAGGGGUACGACUAUGAGCCCCUGCAUCCGUGGCUCGGCAAGGGGCUGCUCACCAGUACCGGCGAAAAGUGGCACCGGCGCCGCAAACUGAUCACGCCCGCCUUCCACUUCGCUAUCCUGGAUUCGUUCCUGGAGACGAUGACCAAGAACGCGUCGGCGCUGGUCGAGCGGCUGGCGGCCGGCGGCGAUGGUCCCCAGGAGGUGUGGCCACUGGUUUCUGACGCCGCGCUCGACACCAUCGCCGAGACGGCCAUGGGUGUGUCGGUGGGGGCCCAGCAGGGUAGCGCCGUCAAGUACAAGGCGGCCAUUGCCAGCAUUGGUCACGUGGUUCACUCCCGUUCUCUGCGACCCUGGCUGCGGAACGCCACCAUUUUCCGCCUGCUGGGCUGGCAGCGGCAGCAGGAGGAGGCGCUGGCGGUGCUCCACUCAUUCACGAGGAGGAUAAUCCGCGAGCGGCGCGCGCGCCGGGCGAACGGUGGCGCGGAUAGCUUGGAGCAGGCCGGCGACGGCCGGCGGAAGGCGUUCCUGGACCUGUUGCUGAGCUCGGAGGAGGGCGCGCUGCUCACGGACGAGGAUGUCGCUGAGGAGGUGGACACAUUCAUGUUCGAGGGGCACGACACGACCACUUCGGGCAUCUGCUGGACGCUGCUGCACCUGGCGCGACUGCCGGACGUGCAGCGCCGCGUGCAUGAAGAGCUGGACGAACACCUGCCUGACGAGGGCAUCCCGCUGACGCGCGAGCACCUGACCAACCUCAAGUACCUCGAGUGUACCAUCAAGGAGUCGCUUCGCGUCACGCCGCCAGUGGUGAUGUACUCACGCACACUGCGCAACAACUUCACUGUGGACGGCUACGUGGUGCCAGCGGGCACGAACAUGAUGAUGCUUCCCUACGUGGUGCACCGCGACCCUCGCCACUGGCCGGAGCCGGAGAAAUUUGACCCGGACCGCCACCUGCCUGAGAACGCCGCCGCCCGGCACCCGUACGCGCUCGUGCCGUUCUCUGCUGGACCGCGCAACUGCGUCGGCCAGCGAUUCGCGAUGCUCGAGAUGAAGUCGAUGCUAGCAGCCAUGCUGCGCCGCUUCAGUUUGAGCACAGAGCAGCAAUUCAGCGAGAAGAUGUUUUACGUGAGCUUGACGCUUCAGAGUAGUCCACCAAUGAAAGUGAGCUUCGUGCCGCGCGAAAAGGCAUGAGGCACGUCUGAAGAACUCUAUAAGGCACACUUAUGGUGUGCUUUGUAGUAGGGUUUGGUGAACUCUAGUCCUUGCGGGGCCGCGUAUGGCACAUGACAGCAAAGGCUCGGCCAACCUUAGUAAAAGACUGCGAUGGCUGGCUGGCAGUUGGUUUCAAUGGUUGGCGAUCGUCUGUCGUGAACUGUGCUGGCAGAUAGAGGGGAUAUGAUAAACAUUUCACAAUCGUUCAGCACUGAAGGCCUAUUUCGAAUGGUCAUAACCCUCGAGCGUGCGGGUGAUUGAGAGAGCAGUACUCGUAAUUGCCGCUGGGCGGUCGUAGAGUUGUGGCUCAGUGGAAAUGUGCUCAAUGUUUGUGUCUGUAUUGUCCGCUAAUGUGUUGUUAGCGUGUCACAUGUGUGCGCGCCACGGGGGAAGAAACACGUUGUGCAAGUGGAGAUCAGUGACUGUGGACAUGUCACAUUGUUAAAGUGGACAUCGGUGGACAUUUUACAUUGCUAAAGUGGUCGUCAGUGUACCUACAUCUUGCAUUGUUUAAGUGGACAUCGGUGAUUUGUGCUCAAUUUUAAUGUACAAUUGAGCUUUUACUUGGUGGUGUAAUGGUCUCCGUAUCCUCUGUUUUGCAUCGCUUAGCAGUAUUUGGUGACUGAUUCGCCAAUAUUGUCAAUUGCUUAGGUAUGCAAAGAAAGAUGUGUCAGCUUUGCUCAACUCAUUCCAGUACAACUCACGCGUUUAAGCUUUCCUUGGAACAAAAGCUGGAUGUUAGGCAGUCCACUCGAAAACCUUGCAUGAAGUCAUCGCUUACGGCUGUUUCCAGGCACGUAGGACGUCCUCCUACGCUCAGAAUAUGUGGACCAGCUUACACGAAUCGUUAAAUUCUGUUAAUAAAUUUAAAGUUUAUGUGGAAUGGAUA
Amphibalanus amphitrite is the source of this 3038-nucleotide messenger RNA. Its product is annotated as cytochrome P450 4C1-like. The transcript has a single exon. Gene Ontology annotation, molecular function: oxidoreductase activity, acting on paired donors, with incorporation or reduction of molecular oxygen; heme binding; iron ion binding. NCBI's taxonomy places the organism in Eukaryota, Metazoa, Arthropoda, Thecostraca, Balanomorpha, Balanidae. The coding region runs from base 455 to 2128 and encodes 557 amino acids. The record is from RefSeq and is a predicted model, not a curated record.